GCUCGGAAAGGUCACGUGACAAACACACAAAAUACAGCCAUAUUGGUUUUGAGCUUCGUGUUCAGAAAAAAAGUCAAAAUAUUUUACGUUGGUACGCGGUACAGAUAACACAGUGAAAGAUGGCAGACACCUUAAAAUUUGGUCCUGAAUGGUUGCGUCAGUUGUCAGGUGGGAACAAUGUCGGGACCCCACCCCCUUCCCCCGCCCCGGGGUUUGGGAAAUACAAGCUAGCAGACUACAGGUAUGGCAGAGAGGAAAUGUUGGCGCUGUUCACGCCAACAGAAGGCGUGCCAGAGGAGCUGCAGCAGUUCCACGCUAUACUGGCAGAUAAAUCACAGGAACCCAUGGCCUUCAUGCCACCCACAGAAGAAGAACAGAGGAUCUUGUCUCAGUCAGUUAACAGUCAAGCGGUGUUACGAGCGAUGGGGCGUGUUCCUGCCAUCAGGGGACGGGGCUCUGGUAUGGAGAGGGGGCGGGGCAGAGGUCGUGGACGGGGCGAUGGAUUCAUGCAGCGCGGUGUGUCGUAUGACGACACCGAGGGGGGUGGCUUUGGUCGUCCCCGACAACGACCAGAUGGAUCCUGGGAGGAAGGGGAACCAAAGUAUCCAAGGCCAUACCAGAACCGGUACUCAGACCCAACCCAACCAAACAAGGUGUAUCAGCGCUCUCUUAGCAGCGACAACUGGCGGGACAGAGAGGAGGAUGACGAGGAGGGUGGGGACUGGAGAAGGGCGGGGUCAAAAUGGAACAACCAGCGGGGCUCCUGGAGGGAUAACAGGGGAUUUGACCCAGGCUACGAGCGUGGUACUGGCAGGGGCUACUCUGGCCAGUACACUCGACAACGGAGUGGAGGUAACUGGGACGAGGAGGAACUACCAGAGUGGAGCAUGGACGGGGAAGCAGACGAACUCGGAACUUUUGAUGCCAGCGGGGCGUUUGUGUCUCCGAAGAGGUUUAACCGGAGAGAGUUCGAUGAAAGGGACAGUUCAAUGUCACCGAGAAGUGAGGGGGAAAAUGAUAAAGAUAAGAGUAAAGAAGUAAACGCCAGAGGUGCCGCGAAUGGUGGUAAAGACAUUAAUGAUAACCGCCAGAAGAAACUACUUCCUGAAAAAUUGGACCCGAAAGGAGACCGAUCUCGAUCCCCGAGUGAAAACCCACCCCCCAAAGCCAGUGCUCAACCCAGUGAUAACAAGUCAUGUGAUACAAACAAUAAAAAACAGUCCCACCCAAAUAGUGCUUCACCCCACCCAUCUCCUAAACCUCAGGCGAAAACUGAGAAAGGCCAUGCUCCUGGUGUUAAAGAUAAGACUUCUGAUAAAAAACAGGCCAUACAGUCAUCAGGGAUCAGCAAUGAAAGUAGUACGAAUAGUAAAAACAAAAAGAAUGAAGAAAAAGGCAGUGGUACUGGUAAACAAACCAUGGCUAAGAAAAAUGACAAGGCUGUCAGUAAGGGGGAUAACAAAAGUAAUGAUGUGUCUGCUAGAAGUGCAAGUGGAGCACAAAUAUCCACGGACAAGGGGAAGGGGGGAAGGGCGGAGAAUAACGAGAAAGGACAUACAAAGGAUAACAAACGACGAGAAAAGUUAAAGUCAGAAGCGGAAGCUUUGGACCAGUUACAAGAAACUGUAGAAAAUAUGGUGGCUGGAAUCACGAUACUAGAGGAUGAAGAGGUGGUCCAAGAGCUGUCUGCCCCUGAUGGUGCGACUGCCAGCAGUAAGUCCGGGACCUGUGCCCUACCCCCUGAGCAUGAGCAUUACAACAAAUGGUUCUACAGGGACCCUCAGGGAGACCUACAAGGUCCCUUCAAUUCCACCGAAAUGGCGGAGUGGUUUAGUGCGGGCUAUUUCACAAUGAACCUACAGGUCCGUCGGGGAUGUGAUGAAGUGUUUUCACCCCUUGGAGAGCUAAUUAAACACUGGGGGCGUGUGCCCUUCCUUCCUGGCCAGUGGCCUGCACCACUGUUGAAGGCUGCAGCCAGCCCUGAGCCCGCCACUCAGCCCCAGGCUCCAGCCACUGCGACCCCACCACAACAAGCUAACUGGGCAGAGAACAUUGCAGCACCUCAGGACCAUCAACAACUCCUUCAGCAAUACAUGCAACAACAAAUACAGCAGCAGCAGCAGCAACAGCAGCAGCAGAUGCUCAUGAGACAAAUACAGUUACAACAGCAAGUGCAGCAGAUAGUCAGCCAGCUCCAGGAGAACGGACAGUUUAAAGCCUUACCACCGAUACAACAGCAACAGAUGGCUCUACAGAUCCUGGCCAAGCAGGGAGCCCUUGCCACGCCUCCACCAUCACAGCCCCAGAAACUCUCUCCCAGGUCAUCAGAAGCCCCCAUGGCAGUAAGUUCAGCCUCGCCGAUCUCCCAGGUAUCCUAUAAUCGAUCUGUCUCCACCCCGAACACUUCCCAGGCCAGCCCACUGCCUGCCAGUAUCUGGGAUAUCGACCCCUCAACUAUUGCGAGUAUGCCAGCAGGGGGGAUCUCAGCUGCUGAUCUCGAGGCUCAGUUGAAGGAGAAAGAAAUAGAAGGAGAAAGAAAGAGAGCCGAGAAACAGAAGGAAGAGUUGCGGAAAGAGCAGGAAGAACUGCGGAGACAGAUGGAAGAAAUAGAAAAACAGAGACAGGAAAUAGAGAGGAGAAAAAUCGAGGAGCGUACGAAACUGGAAGAGGAAAGAUUAAGAGCAGAAGAGGAGAAGAGAAAAUAUGAAGAAGCCCAGAGAGCCAUGCAAAUAGAAGAACAGAGAAUACGACAGAUGGAAGAGGAGAAAAGGAAGUUUGAAAAAGACCAGAUUGCUAGACAGCUUGAGGAGCAAAGGAUCAGGCAGGAGGAACAGCUACAACAGAGGAUGAUGGAGGAGGAAGAGGGAAGGAGGAUAGAGGCGGAGCAAACACAGAGAGAGGAGAUGGAGAGACAGAGAGAGAUGAAUAGACAGCAGGAAAUACAGAAGGCCCAGGAAUCCCAAAGACAGCGCGAGUCAGAUGAGGCCCUGAGACAGCAGCAGGCUUCAGUCAUACGCCAACAGCAGGAGGAGGCUCUCCGUAAACAGCAGCAGGACGCAUUGCGAAAACUACAGAAGGAGCAGCUUGCCAACAUGCAGUUGCCGUCGCACGCGCAGUGGGCAAGCCAGUCGGGUGGUUCCCAGUCUGGCGGAGGGAAGUCCCUACUAGAGAUACAGCAGCAGGAGGAACAGGAGAGGAUGGAGAGAGAGGAGUUGCAGAGGAAACAGAUGGAAGUACAGAGACAGCAGAUGAUGACAUUACAACAGCAGCAGCAACAGCAGAAAUCAUGGACCGCAACUGUCUCACCGAAAGCAUCAAACAAGUCGUUACUUGAGAUACAAGAAGAGCAGGCACGUCAGUUGGAGAGAGAAAGACAGAAACGAGACGAAAAUCAACAAAUUGCAGCUAAGAACAUGUCACUUGGAGCUGCAAGUGUAUGGGGGUCGUCCCCAGCAUCAGGCAACUGGGCGAAUGAGGGGGCGUGGGGUGCAGCUCUCAAACAAGCCCAGGGGAACAGUGGGCCCGGGCUUGGGUUCUGGGAUGAUGCUAUCAUAACAUCUGGGCCAGUCAAGAAACAGUCAGCCAAACAGAGCAAACAGCAAACUGGCGAGUUCCCAGCGCUGGGGGGAAAGAAACCUGACAAGGCCCGCAACUCCGCUCCCAACAAACCUAAACCUUCCAAGUCCAAAAAGGAGGAGGAGGCAGUCCAGCGAUUGUUCCAAACACAGCCUAGUGAGGAUGACUUCACCCAAUGGUGUAAAUACCAACUUAACAGUAUGGCUACAUCAGUUGACAUCCCGACGUUCAUAGCCUUCCUACAAGAGGUGGAGUCUCCGUACGAGGUCCAUGACUAUAUCCGCUCGUACCUCGGCGAGAACAAGGCCUCUGAGGAGUUUGGCAAGGCGUUCCUUGAGAAACGCAGUCAAUACAGAAACAAAACCAGGCCCGCACAACCGGUGGACAGUAUCUGGGGUCCCGCCCCGGCAGUCACCCCUCGGGAGCUGCGACAGGCGCCACCCUGCAACGACGAUGCCCAGAAGAGUAAGGCCAGCAAGAAGAAGAAAAACAAAAUGAUGAAAGUGGACGCCAGCAUCCUUGGAUUCACCGUCCAUGCCGCUCCAGACAGAAUAGUCGGAGAAAUUGAGACUGUGGAAGCCUCGACAACGAGAUGAACAGACAGAUGCAGGUGGUCGGACUGACUUUUGGAUACCUUUUUGAGAGAGCUGCUUUCUGGUGAUCUUCUGAUCUUGUUUUAUAUUGCUGUUGAAUGAUAAAAGACAAGAAUGAUGGGCAUUACAUUUGGUAUGUCUUGUAAGUGUGUGGGCUUCGUAGGAUUUUGCAGGCCGCGCUAAAGCUCGGUGUGAAGUAAUGGCAUGGAACACUGACCAAUAAUGGCCCUGGAAACUGACCAGUGGAGGUCAAGUUUAUGAAAACUGUUCAUAUGUGCUAAAGCUUUAAAAGGAUGGAUUUAAAAAUGGUCCGUUAUGAGUAAAGAAUGGAUGGAUAGUCAAAGAAAUGGAAGACUGUGAUUAUAAUAGUUUGGGCUAUCCCAUUUAAUAAACAAACCCAUCCCAGGAGGACACUUUCAAAUUUGACCGUUCCUCUUUAGAAAUUCAAUCAGUGUAAAGAAAGCUCAAAAUUAACAGGCACACAACCCCCCCCCCCCCCCCUCCCCCCCCCCCUCCCCCUUCCUCUAGGUAGAAUUUCUUUAUUUUGCCUUCCUGUGGUGGGUUGCACGUUCAAAUGGAAUAUCCCUUAUUGAUUUAACCAUCAAAAAUCAAGUCAUCUUUUGUAUGUUAAUUUGCCAAUGAAAAUCUUAAAAAAAUUGAAUAGUACUUGUUAUGUAUUCAAGUUUCAAUAUUAGGCCAACAUUCCCUGAUUAAAAUUAUUGUAACGUGUCUGAGGUUUGUUUUCUUGUGAAAUGUAAUGUACAAGUGCUAUGCGCUAUAUUCGACAGACAAAAGUGUGCUUUACUGUAUAAGACUAACAGUAUUCGUUGCCUACAAGUUAGGUAGUUUCAUAUAAUACAUUUGCAUGCUUUAAGACAUCAUGAUCAUUUGAAACUACUUGUCUGGAGCUUUGUAUUGUCUAAGAGUUUUACAUGUGUCUAUUCAAGGAAUAAGACACCUAAUCAUUCGGAGCCCCUUAUCCAUUUUUAUCAAAAACAACCUCGGAUGUAUGCCUGUACAUCAGUUAAACUAGUUCCAUAAUUUUGAAUUAUAUCAUUAAUUAAAUGUUUUGUUUUAGCUUUUAUUUGUUGAUCAAGUUUAAAUUGAUUCCCAGUGAAGUGUAUUAUUGCAAACAUUAUUAAGAUUCCAGAGAGGUUAGUCAUUAAGUUUAACUGCUAAAUUAAAUUACUACGCGAUCUACUUGCAGGGGGCUUAAAAAGACCCGAUUUCUGACAAUGUAAACUGUCCAUAUACAUCCAAGGUUGUUUUCGAUAAAAAUGGCGUAGGAGAUUCGAAUGACGUCUAAUGAUGAGUUGAAAUUUCGACGCCAUAUAACCCAGUUUUGUGUUUGAAUCAUUUCAAUAGAAUAUUAUUUUUUAUUUAUUUUUUCACGAAAGUACCAGUACUCUUAUUUUAUUACGCUCUUUAAAAGCUGCAGAUUGACAGACAUUGAAUGUUUUGACAUUUUGUUUGAAUUUUUUCGUAUUAGAAGGAGCCAAUUUUUAUGAAAAUGCAUGGAAACCAGUGAAAUAGGACUGUUGACAAAAAAACUAAGCUUUCAUUAUUGAUGUUUGAUGCAUUUUUCUAAAAAGUGUAAGUAAUGAGUUUGGCCAUAAAACAUAAAGUUUCGAACAUAAAUAUGAAAAACUGGGAUUUGAUCUUUUGUCAGCAGUCUUAUAUCACUAGUUUCAGAUAUUAACACAAAAAUUGGCUCAUUCCAAGACAAAAAAUAUUAAAGUUGUCCAAACGGUAAAUCUGUGAGAGUGCAGCUUUAAGAUAUUUAUUAAAAUUUAUAUAUGUUAUCUAAACAUUUGAUAAACAUAAUUCAUAUUCUUAGACUUCCUAAAAUCAUCCAAAAGAUUCAGUCAACUGGCAUCUAAAUUUAACAUAGCUAGUAAAGCUAUCAAAUAACUAGAAAAAAGUUGUAUAAGGAAUGGGAACUUAAGAGGACCAUUAUAAUCGUAAUGGUUUGGUUCUUAAUGUAACUACUUUUGUACGGUUAAGUGCCCUUGUUUUAACUGUGUUUGUGUAUUAUUCCUUCUAAAUGGUAUUAUAAAUUUAAUACUGUGUAUUUUUUCUGUUUAUACAAUUUCUUUUUUAUUUUACAAACUCAAAAUGGCUCUUUGAUUUUUAGUUGGUCUGUUUUUCGAAGUUAUUGUUUAUGUGAUUGUAUUGGUGUCCUGUCAAUGGUAUCUUUAUGAUCAGGCCCCAAUAUCUCAAAAAUACUUGUGUAAAUACUUGAGUAAAAAUUCAAUCUCAACUCAAUUUACCACAUAAAAGCAUAGUAUGAUUCAAAAUCUUGCAUGUUUUUAUACUUUUUGACAAAGUAUUUUCUCAAAGAAUGUGUUGAUGAAGCAAUCAUGUUAUUAUAACGAAGAAUAUGAAUUCUAGAUAAAAAAAAAAUAUACUUGAGUAAUUGUUACAAAAGAUUGAAUUGUACUCAAAUACAUUUUUGGCUGUGGAUUAUUUUCCCCUUGGAAUCUUGAUCAAAGGCGUUGAUCACCAUAUUCUGUGAUAGAAUGCGCCUUUUAAAGGUGUAAUAACAUGUAUAUGGUAUCUUUUUAUACUACGUGGUAAAAUGAGUUGAGACUGAGAUUGAGAUUUGACUCAAGUAUUUUCGUGAUAUUGGGGCCAGGCCUUUAUUUUAUUGGCUAUAAUUGAGGGGGUGAAUGCCAGAAGGUACUUAGGGACAUUAAGACCGAUAUUGAAUACCAGCCCAGGCCCCAACACAUUUAAUCACAUGACAUUAAAAUUCAUUACAAAUCAUAUAUGUUUUUUACAGUUAUAUAAGUGCAUAUUAUCAUGGAAUAUGCUGAUAAAAGCCUUUGGUCGAAUUCCAAGGUAAAUAUAUUCUACAGCCAAAAAUGUAUUUGAGUACAAUUCUGUAUUCUUUAUAAAAUACUCAAGUAUUUUUUAUGCUCUAGAAUUAGUUUUCUUUAAAAUAUUGACAAAAUUUAUUAGAAAAUACGUUUUCAAAAAAGUAUAAAACAUGCAAGAUUUUGAAGAAUAUUAUUAAUUUAUUUGGUGAAAUGAGUUGAGACUGAGUUUGAUAUUUAACUUAAGUAUUUUCGUGAUAUUGGGGCCAGAUAUCCUGAUAUUUUUUACUUAAAGAUGCACUAUUACUCCCAAAUAAGAUCGAACACAUUUUAUACAAUUGUUGUUUUAAUUUAUCAUAAAAGGAUGAACAAAUGUCGAAAGAUAUGGUUCUUAUGAACGAUACAGAAUUUAUCUUAAAUGAAAUGUGCAGAAAACACGGUAUUGCUAUCUUAUGAGACCAUACUAAAUCGCAGUAAAUCUUGUAGCAUUCACCAAUCAUUUAAUAUUUUGCCGUUUUCAGCUAUUAAAUACACAGUUAUAAUAUUGUUAGUAGAUAUUAGUAUUUUCCAUGAAUGCAUUAUUUAGUAAGAAGUUGAGGGUGUAUCACUUAAAAUUUAUGUUUGUUAUACAUGUAUAUUUAUUGAUUUUGAAUAAGAAUGUCACUUUAAACUAUAGAAGGUUCUGGUUCCUUCUGGCAUCUUAACCCCAUGAAAUUAUGUCAGAUUUGUAUGAAUUUUGGUACACAUGUUCUUAGUGCUAUUAUGCAUAUGUGUAGCAAGACCUUUCACCCGGCCUUUCAUUUUGGUUUAAUGAAAACCUCUCAUUUUUUGAUAUACAGGCUCCAAUUUCUCGAAACUUCUUAAGCUUAACAGGCUUAAGUCGCUUAUUUCAAUUAGCCAAAAUACAUACUGAAAAUGGAUUUUGAUUCAUGAAAAAUGGUUUAUUCUGAUAAUAAUACAGAUUAUUCCUACAUAAUUUCUAAAAAUUCUUGAAAAAGUCAAUAUAACACAUUUUAUAGAACAACAAAAAUAGUGAGAUUAGCUUAAUCCUGUUAUAAGGGACUUAAGAAGUUUCGAGAAAUUGGGGCCAGGUAAUAAGUGAAUGCCAUAUUCUAUUCUAAGUUUUCUUAUAUUUAAGCCACCGACUCCUUGUUUUAGUUUUAAGCUAUCUCCUUUAAUUUUAAGUGCACCCAUUGUUUUAUUUUUUUUUUGCAUCGGUUUCUUUACUGGUUUAUACUUUACUUAAUUAAAAAAAUAAGUAGAUCAAUUCAAGUGUUUUCUGCAUGUCCUACUGAAAUGUAUGAAUAUAUUAUUAUUAUAAUUCUUACAUUUUUCUUGUAGGAGCUUUUAAAGUGAUCUGAUGAUUUCUGUAAUUCAGUAGCUAAUUGUAUUCCACCAUGAAUUCAAUGCUAAUCAUAUAGACAUUCUAUCGGAAAAAAGACUGGGCCUUAUAACAAAAUUGUUAAAAAAGUUCAAGCUUUUUGAUUAUUACAUGAGGUACUUUCUCAGAGCUUGUGACAAUUUUCAGAAUUUUGAAAAUGCUACCUGGUAUUCCUGGGGUACUUAAGACCUUCUUUAUUAUUCUGUUGGUAUACUUGUAAAAUGUAUGAAGCGCAAGCAGAUUUUCAUAUUUAUGUUCAAAUAUUGAAGUUUUAUUGUUAAAAGCGUUGCUAAGGCUUUAAGAAAAAAUUAAAAUUGCGGCAGUUUUCCAAACAGUUGCGAUCUGUUCAAUAGUGAGUGAUCUUAUAUAACUGAAUUGAAGGCAUCGAUGCCAAAAUCAGCUGAUUCUGAGACAAAAAAUUAAAAAAAAAUGUCUAAACUGGAAAACUGUCAGAUCGCAGCUUUAAACACUUAUUUGCAUUUUCAUUUCUCUGUCAGCACAUUUGUUAAUAAUUUUGAACUGAAACACCUUUUGAAUUUCGAUUUGUUUAUGAACCAGCUGCUUGAACCUUGACCUUUCCCAAUGCUGGAAAGUUUUGCAAUUGGCUGCUGAACUAUUUGAACCCAUUCUCAACAAUGACUUAAUGCUGAUGGAUGAAUAAUUUGUUCCCUUAAAGCUGCACUCUCACAGAUAUACCAUUUUUACAACUUUUUUAAUUUUUUGUUUUGGAAAGAGCAAAUUUUUAAUUUUUGCAUAAAUAUCUGCAAACCAAUGAUAUAAGAUUGCUGACAAAAAAUCAGAUCGUACAUUAUUAUAUAUUUCCGUUUGAAAAUUAAUGUUUUAUGGCUUAAACCGUUAUUUAUGGUUAAAGAAAAAUGGAUAAAACUUCAUUUUUUUAACUUAAAUAUAAGAAUCUGCGAUUUUAUUUUUUGUCAGCAGUCUCAUAUAACUGGUUUUCAUUGAUUUUCGCAAAAAUGGCUCGUUUCAGGACAAAAAAAAGACAAAAAAUUGUCAAAACGUUCAAUCUGUGAGAGUGCAGCUUUAAUAUGAGAAUAGAUCGAAGUAUUAAUUACAUCGUAGUUGAGGGAGGUUUUUAACAAAGGCUUGAAGGUAUUAUGAAACAUUUAUUCUUUUUAGAUGUUGAUAUGUUUAUAUAAAAUCCUUACAAAUCAUGUUUGGAAGAAUUUGUACUUUGUUUGAAAUGUUGAUGUCUUAAAAGCAAGAAAAUGGCACAAAUAAAAAUUAUAAAACAAAUAAAUGAUUAAUAA
Messenger RNA from Mya arenaria, 9634 nucleotides. Its product is annotated as GRB10-interacting GYF protein 2-like. NCBI's taxonomy places the organism in Eukaryota, Metazoa, Mollusca, Bivalvia, Myida, Myidae. The coding region runs from base 120 to 4172 and encodes 1350 amino acids. The record is from RefSeq and is a predicted model, not a curated record. The transcript is spliced from 26 exons. Gene Ontology annotation, molecular function: protein binding.